AUGGAGGUAGAUUCGGAGACGACGGAGGAGGUGGGGAGUAAGAGGGAAAUCCACCAGAACGGUUCGGAGAGGAGAACGUCGAGGAAGAUCACACCGAUCGAGUAUCCAUCAUGGAUGAAUGCUUCCGACAAGCGGAAACAUGAGAGUUAUAUGAAGCUAUUGGUGGCCAAGUGGAACGCCCAGAACCCCAAUGUGACGCCGCUUGUGCUGGAAGAGCUCACGCAGGAGCAGCGGGCGUCGCUGAAACAAGAGCAUUUGGCCAGGGAGAAAGAGAUUGGCGAGGCGUACGCAGCCAGGAUGAAGGAGGAAGACGCGAGAGUGGAGGCGGAAAGGGAUCCGAACGAAGACAACGACGACCGGCUUUACCAACACUACCGAGAGCAUUGGGAGUGGAAAACAAACAAAGAGUUCGGCUCCUUCGAGGACAGGACUCGGAUCCCUGCUAUGUGCUUCACGGUUGAUCCGAUGCCUCGUAUCAGCAGGACCAUGCGUUCCAUGCAGAUCUUUUCAGUCAAAGUCAAGGAAGUGUGCGGGGAUUUACACUGGCCGCUGGAUGUGUUUGGUAUCAUUGCUGUGAGGGACGACCUGGAUUACAAUCGAAAUGUCAUCUUUGAGCGCAACAGGGACAACUGUCAAACCCUCAAUGAGCAGGAUCCAUAUUUAGUACUAACAGGUCCUGUCCGUGCUCCUGUGAGUAUGUUUGGGCCUAUGCGUUUGGACGUCAUCCUGAAGGUGAGGCGCACUAACGUAUCCGAGGACAAAGUUCUAAGCCUGAUAGGCGAACGCUAUGAAUGCUGUGAAUCAAUCAAUUAUCAGGCGAGUAAUGGAGAGAGUGCCCUCAGAUCGUGUGUGAGCAGUGAGAAAUAUAAAAGCAAGCUCAGUACACUGGAGCUGACAUGUGGCAUCGUGGUUAAAUCCAUUGAGGCCACAAUCAGUGUCCGUAUUGUUGAAGGGUCAUGGCCAGAUGGAUUCAGCGGGCAAUUCACUGCCUUUACUGCUAGUGUCAGUCACAUGAGGGUGUCGCUAUUAAAAUUUGGAGAUGGAAGUGCGCCUGUUUCUGCCGCCGCUGAUGGUACCUUGGAGCUCUCACGGCGUGUGGUUUCUGUUGAAAUAUUUGGGGAGCUGCGAAUCUGUGCAUCAGCGCGGAAUGGCAGCAACAAGGUUGAGCCUGAGGUGUCCUUUCAACCUUUGAAAUCUGGUAGAAGCUCUCGUCCUCUUACAGUUGGCUCGUGUGAAAUGGAAGUUACCGUUUGCUGGUCUCUUUUCCCGUUUCGUUAUCCCACUGGCUGCACUUCUUCAAGCAAUGGUGUGGCAAGCAAGGCUGGGUGAGGUGAUAGUAGGUGGUAUCUGAUGACAAUAACUUCAAUCUAGCCUCUUAACAACCUGUGAUGCAAGCUUUCCAGUCAGCAUGAUUUGUCCUACUUAGAGGGGCCUGAAGAAAUUGUCUCUCAGCUCUCGUCCUUUGUUUCCGUUAACACCAAAAAAUCCCCCUCUAGCAGUCAUCCACUUUUUUUUUGAGAUCCCAAUCAUCAACUUGAGGGGCAUCAAAUCCACCCAGGGAGGAUGUACCUUUUGGAGUAGAUAAGAACAAGCGAAUGAUUUCUGACAAUGGCUUUGCCUUGACCUUGUGUUGCAAAACGAUCAGAAAAGUUCGUUGGUUUAAGAAAAGGUUUGUUGGUUUACACCAGUGACGCCGAAGCAUCGGCAUUGGGCCGGAUCCCUUUGUACUGCCUACAUUCCCCAGCUAGAUG
Messenger RNA from Lolium rigidum, 1751 nucleotides. RefSeq lists its product as uncharacterized. The coding region runs from base 1 to 1329 and encodes 442 amino acids. NCBI's taxonomy places the organism in Eukaryota, Viridiplantae, Streptophyta, Magnoliopsida, Poales, Poaceae. The record is from RefSeq and is a predicted model, not a curated record. The transcript is spliced from 3 exons.